ACACCAAGAUUCAAUAAAUUCCACCUGUCCAAGUCAGAUUCUCAAUUAUACAACGUGACCUGCGCAUUUUAGCAUACACCCUUGUAGUCCGCUCAUUAUGAAUCUUUACAUCUGACCCAAAAAAUAAGGAAAUCAAGCAGCUUUUAGAAAUAAUGCUAAAAUCCAUUUUGAGCUAAAAGGGUUCUUAAUCAAUCUUCAAGCUGCAUGAGGCCUUAAGAGGUUUUUGUGGAUUUCUUUCUGGUGAUUGUGAUUGGAAGGAGUGUAAUAUGGCGGGGCGGUCGCCAAGUUUGCUGUCCCGUAGUGGAAGUUUCAGGCCUGAAAAUCUGGGGCAAAAUGCAUUGGCAAUGAUAGGGAAUCUCUGUUUCACUAUAUUUGUAGUUGGGGUUUUGAUUUUCACUAUAAUUGCUGCAACUUAUGAGCCUGAAGACCCUUUAUUCCACCCUUCGACAAAAAUCACUAAUUUCCUUACAUCUAAAUCCGAUGCCACAUUCAAAGCUGAUGACACUGUUAUGAAGACUGGUGAGGACUUUAUUGGUGCAAAUCAGACAGCAUUUGCUACCUUUAUAAACCUAACAGAUGUCGACGUUUCGCUCCCCGCCACUGAUAGUGGCGUUGAAGGUAAUCUUGAUUGUCAGGGAAAAACUGAUGAACCCAUUGAUUGCACUGACCCGGAUGUGUUUCAUUUGUUAAUGAAGGCUGCCAUUGAGAAAUUUAAGGAUAUACAUUUUUAUAGAUUUGGGAAGUCAGUCCGUGGAUCGAAUGAUAGUUCCUGCCACAUGGCUUGGCGAUUCAGGCCUAAGGAGGGAAAGACUGCUGCAUUUUACAAGGAUUACCGCGAGUUUGUGGUUUCUAGAUCGGAGAACUGUACUCUUAGUGUGGUUAGCAUUGGUGAUUAUCAUUCUGGUGGGAAUGCUCGGAAAAGGAAGCGAAAGAAUAAGGACAAAACUUCAGGUAAGUUAGAUGAGGGAUUUGAGAAGGCAGCGGCCAAGGGAGGGGGACAAAAUAUUGUUCUUCCCGAGGUCGGUGAAGCUGUGAACGACUCACUUCCUGUGGUGGAAUCGGAGAGUUCGUUCAGUCGUGGGAAGUAUUUGAUUUAUCAUGGAGGUGGGGAUAGGUGCAAGAGCAUGAACCAUUAUCUCUGGAGCUUUAUGUGUGCGUUAGGCGAGGCACAAUAUUUGAACAGGACGUUGAUAAUGGACUUGAGUAUUUGUUUAUCCAAGAUAUACACUUCGUCUGGUGUAGACGAGGAAGGAAAGGAUUUCAGGUUUUACUUUGACUUCGAGCAUUUAAAGGAUUCGGCAUCAGUUCUUGAUCAGGAACAGUUUUGGUCUGAUUGGGAAAAAUGGCACCAAAAAGAUGGAUUAACUCUCCAUCUCGUAGAAGAUUUUAGAGUUACACCCAUGAAGUUAUCUGGACUGAAGGAUACCUUAAUCAUGAGGAAGUUCGGUAACGUGGAGCCUGAUAAUUACUGGUACAGGGUAUGUGAAGGUGAGACUGAAUCUGUUGUUCAACGGCCGUGGCAUCUGGUAUGGAAGUCAAGGCGACUGAUGGAUAUUGUUUCGGCUAUUGCUUCAAGGUUGAAUUGGGAUUACGACUCAGUUCACGUUGUGAGAGGGGAGAAGGCGAGGAACAGGGAAUUAUGGCCACAUCUUGCCGAAGACACUGCUCCGGAGGCUCUUCUCUCUAGCUUGCAAGACAAGGUUGACGAUGGAAGGAACCUAUAUAUCGCAACAAAUGAGCCCGAUACAUCUUUUUUUAAUCCUUUAAAGGAUAAGUAUUCCACACAUUUCCUCAAUGACUAUAGAGAUCUCUGGGACGAAAACAGUGAAUGGUACCCGGAGACAGCAAAGCUUAAUGGUGGGAGUCCUGUCGAAUUUGAUGGUUACAUGAGGGUUUCAGUAGAUACAGAAGUUUUCUUGAGGGGUAAAAAACAGAUUGAGACGUUUAAUGAUCUCACUAAAGACUGCAAGGACGGGAUCAAUACAUGCACUUCUUCCAGCUAAUCCAUGUACGUCUCUAUGUUUUAGGAAAAUUUUGGUAUUAGUUUCUUUUCUGAAAAGUAAAAAAUUGUUUCAUUAGUUUGUACCUCUUCAGUUUUGUUAUAGGCGUCUGAUUCACACUUGCACAUCCCUUCAUUUGGUAAUCAAAAUGUUAUUUGUGUUCCUUUCUUG
Messenger RNA from Nicotiana attenuata, 2171 nucleotides. RefSeq lists its product as uncharacterized. The transcript has 2 exons. The record is from RefSeq and is a predicted model, not a curated record. Gene Ontology annotation, cellular component: Golgi apparatus. The coding region runs from base 267 to 2003 and encodes 578 amino acids. NCBI's taxonomy places the organism in Eukaryota, Viridiplantae, Streptophyta, Magnoliopsida, Solanales, Solanaceae.